GUGUGCUUGAACCUAAGAAACACAUCCCACCUCUGUAAGGUAAAGCCCUCGUUUGAAGCCGAUCCAAAGGGGGAGGGAGUCUCAAUUUCUCUUCUCUUCCGCCUCCAAUAGUUCCUCCACUGGAACUCCCGAAACCCAUUUUCACCUCAGUCUCCUCUCACCCAGACCAGAGUAUCGUCACCUACUAGUCGAAGAACUGCGAAGGAGACAUCGCGAUAAACCCUAGCUGUCAUUACAAUGUUCUGUUCAAUCUCCGGCGUAGUGCCGGAAGAGCCGGCGGUUUCCAGGAAAUCCGGACUACUCUAUGAAAAGAGGUUGAUUGAGAGACAUAUAGCGGACUAUGGGAAAUGUCCUGUGACUGGAGAUCCGCUCACUAUGGAUGACAUUGUUUUAUUGAAAACCAGUGAGAUAGUGAAGCCCAGGUCUUCACAGGCAGCUAGUAUCCCAGGACUUCUAGGAAUUUUCCAAAAUGAGUGGGAUGGCUUGAUGUUAUCUACUUUUGCGUUGGAGCAGCAGCUUCAUAUGGCAAGGCAAGAACUGAGUCAUGCUCUGUACCAGCAUGAUGCUGCUUGCCGUGUCAUAGCAAGACUGAAGAAAGAAAGGGAUGAGGCAAGAUCGUUGUUGUCUUUGGCAGAAAGACAGAUUCCGAUUUCAGCAUCUGCUCCUGUGACAGCAAAUGCUUCGGCUCUUAGCAAUGGGAAAAGAGCGGCUGAGGAUGAGGAGCUUGGCCCUGGGGGAAAGAGAAUUCGUCCUGGUAUUUCAUCUGGUAUCAUUGGUGAGCUGACUGACUGCAACAGUGCACUCUCACAAGAGCGGAAAAAGCGGCAGAUUCCUCCAACGCUGGCACCCAUUGAUGCACUGGAGGGGUACACUCAGCUCUCCAGUCAUCCCCUCCACAAAACUAGCAAGCCGGGCAUACUAUCUAUUGAUAUUCAUCCCUCUAAGGACGUGAUUGCUACUGGUGGUGUUGACACCAAUGCUGUUAUAUUUGACCAUGCAUCUGGUCAGAUCUUGUCUACACUUAGUGGGCAUUCUAAGAAGGUUACCAGUGUCAAGUUUGUACCUCGGGAUGAACUAUUUAUUACUGGUUCAGCUGAUAAAACAGUACGGCUAUGGCAAGGAUCCGAAGAUGGAAACUACAAUUGCCAGCACAUCUUGAAGGAUCAUAGUGCUGAGGUGCAAGCUGUCACAGUCCAUGCCACCAACAGUUACUUUGUGACUGCUUCUCUCGACAAUACAUGGUGCUUUUAUGAUCUUUCUUCUGGAUUAUGCCUCACUCAGGUUGGAGAUGUUUCAGGGUCAGAGGGCUAUACCUCAGCUGCUUUUCAUCCUGAUGGUCUCAUCCUUGGGACUGGAACUGCAGAGUCACUUGUGCGAAUUUGGGAUGUAAAAAGUCAGUCAAAUGUUGCAAAGUUUGAUGGGCAUAUUGGGCCAGUAACGGCCAUGUCUUUCUCUGAAAAUGGCUACUUCUUGGCGACAUCAGCUCAUGAUGGUGUUAAGCUUUGGGAUCUCCGUAAAUUGAGAAAUUUCCGGACCUUCACUCCUUAUGAUUCAAAUACACCAACAAAUGCUGUAGAAUUUGACCAUAGUGGAUGUUACCUCGGAAUUGCUGGUUCAGAUAUUAGAGUUUACCAAGUUGCUAGUGUCAAGGCAGAAUGGAAUUGCGUCAAAACAUUCCCAGAUUUGUCUGGCACAGGUAAAGCAACUUGUGUGAAGUUCGGUUCAGAUGCAAAAUAUAUGGCUGUAGGAUCAAUGGACAGGAACCUGCGAAUCUUUGGCUUGCCUGGGGAUGGUCCGGAAGAGUCUUAGGGCUAACUUAUUUCCCCUGCUUAUCGCAUAGGCCUUCCUAUCAUUCCUCAGCCACUCUGUUCUUUGUAUUUUCGGGUGACAAAAGUAGAUUGAAAGUAAGGCAUUUUAAAGUAGAUUGGGGUUCAGUUCUGGAUUUCAGAAGUAUACAGGCAGCGGAGCGGCCAGAUGUUUACAGAGCUGUAUGCUUUGAGAACUGAUCAGGUAGGCGCUCUACUUUGAGCUUAUUGUAGUGAGCAUGUAACAUGUAAUAGCGGGAUUACCAUUUAACAAUUUUCACUAUCAAGAUUUUGCCUGACUGUAAAAUUAUUUAAUUGUCUGUGACAACUGACAAUUGCAAA
Macadamia integrifolia is the source of this 2147-nucleotide messenger RNA. RefSeq names its product pre-mRNA-processing factor 19-like. Gene Ontology annotation, cellular component: cytoplasm; U2-type catalytic step 1 spliceosome; Prp19 complex. The coding region runs from base 238 to 1809 and encodes 523 amino acids. Gene Ontology annotation, molecular function: protein binding; ubiquitin protein ligase activity. NCBI's taxonomy places the organism in Eukaryota, Viridiplantae, Streptophyta, Magnoliopsida, Proteales, Proteaceae. Gene Ontology annotation, biological process: mRNA splicing, via spliceosome; DNA repair; protein ubiquitination. The transcript has 18 exons. The record is from RefSeq and is a predicted model, not a curated record.